ACAGUUUGAACAGCUGUUUCGCAAUCGCAACUAUUGACAUUUAAUUUUACUCGGACAAUUAACUAUUUACCUUUUUUUAGUUCCAAGAAUUAGAAAGAGAUAGAGAGCAAGUAGAGAUGAAGUCAAUCUAUACACGCAAUAUAGAAAUCACACAUGUGAAUCAUGUGAGAUGAUACAGGAUAAUCUGCGGUUCCACGUAUGUGACAGGCAAAAUAUAUAAUGUAAUAAGGAAAGGAAGUAUAAUCAAGAAAACAACAUUGAUUAGUGGACAGGCGUAUUAAUUUCAAGGAGAGACGCUGAAAGCAACAGACAGUGAAAGCAACACUAUAUCUCCUUCGUCGAUCAGUGGAUGACAUAACGUUUCUAUUUUUCUUUUCAUUUCUCAUUGUCUUUGGAGUCUGUUGAUCGUACAAAUGUUUCGAAGAUGCAAUCUUGUCAAGCAGCUUUGUGGUGUCGCGAGAGCAUCAACGGAAGCUGUUGCAGUCGAGGAGAUGCCAUCUCGGUUACAGCAGCUCAGAACGAAAUUACGGGAAGAUAAGCAUGGAAUACUCACAGAUACAUUCGGGCGCAAGCAUACGUAUCUUAGAAUCUCCCUCACUGAACGUUGCAACCUUCGCUGUACAUAUUGUAUGCCUGCGGAGGGCGUGAAAUUAACUAAAAAGGAAGGAAUUCUGAGAACAGAUGAGAUAAUACAAAUAGCUGAUCUUUUUGUCAAAGAAGGAGUGCGUAAAAUACGUUUAACCGGCGGUGAACCCACAAUUCGUAAAGAUAUCAUUGACAUUGUCGGACAACUAAAGCAAUUGAGAGAUCUAGAACAGGUUGCGAUUACAACCAAUGGAUUAGUUCUGACGCGCCAGUUGCCAGCUCUUCAGAAAGCAGGAUUGGAUGCACUCAAUAUAUCGCUAGAUACUCUGAAAGAAGAACGCUUUGAAUUGUUUACUCGCAGAAAAGGUUGGGCAAGAGUGAUGGCUUCCAUAGAUCUUGCUGUUCAACUUGGCUAUAACCCCGUGAAAAUUAACUGCGUGAUGAUGCGAGGUCGCAACGACGAUGAAAUAAUUGAUUUCAUCAAUUUUACAAGAGACCGGCCAGUCGAUGUACGUUUCAUAGAAUAUAUGCCUUUUCAAGGAAACGAGUGGAAAGAAAAUAAGAUGGUUUCUUUUAAAGAGAUGAAAACAAUAAUCCGAGAAAAAUAUCCCGAUUUCCAAGCUCUUCCAAAUCAGCCUAAUGACACGUCCAAGGCCUAUCAUGUGCCAGGAUUUGUAGGGCAGGUUGGAUUCAUUACAUCCAUGAGUCAACACUUCUGUGAUUCGUGUAAUCGCUUAAGAAUAACGGCGGAUGGCAAUUUGAAAGUGUGUUUGUUUGAAGGAAAAGGCGAAGUCUCACUUCGAGACGCUUUGCGAAAUGGAAUUUCGGAAAACGCGCUUAAGGAUUUAAUAAGAGUAGCAGUAUCACGAAAAAAGAAGCAACACGCAGGCAUGUUCAAUCUUACUCAAAUGGAAAAUAGGCCAAUGAUACUGAUUGGAGGUUAAUUGAUCGUUAUAAAUAACUAUUAAAAU
Cyphomyrmex costatus is the source of this 1556-nucleotide messenger RNA. RefSeq names its product Molybdenum cofactor synthesis 1 (gene Mocs1). Lineage: Eukaryota; Metazoa; Arthropoda; Insecta; Hymenoptera; Formicidae. The record is from RefSeq and is a predicted model, not a curated record. The transcript has 8 exons. Gene Ontology annotation, biological process: Mo-molybdopterin cofactor biosynthetic process. Bases 414 to 1529 code for a protein of 371 amino acids. Gene Ontology annotation, molecular function: GTP 3',8'-cyclase activity; metal ion binding; cyclic pyranopterin monophosphate synthase activity.